Molecule: messenger RNA, 1309 nt
Organism: Carassius carassius (crucian carp)
Lineage: Eukaryota; Metazoa; Chordata; Actinopteri; Cypriniformes; Cyprinidae
Product: chemokine XC receptor 1-like
Exons: 1
Coding region: 125-1105 (326 amino acids)
Biological process (GO): G protein-coupled receptor signaling pathway; immune response; chemotaxis
Cellular component (GO): membrane
Molecular function (GO): chemokine receptor activity
Source: RefSeq, a predicted model, not a curated record
UAAUUUUUUUCUUGUUUUGUCUAAAUAAAAAGGCAGAUUUGUGCUGGAGCAUAUUCUACACAGAAAAUGUUGGUAGGGAAUAAAGAACCGAAUUUGAUCUGGUAGUUUCCAACUGCAGAACAACAUGACGACUGAUUAUAAUACAACAUACGACUAUGUCACAGACUAUGAAGACCAGCUGUGUCGCAAAGAGCAGAUGGUAAAAAUUGGAUCCAUUAUUAUUCCAAUUUUUUUCACAGCAGUGGUUGUAUUGAGCUGCAUCGGUAACAUCCUCGUUUUGAUAAUCCUUGCGCUCUAUGAGAGCAUCAAACCCCUGACCAAUUUCUUCAUCCUCAAUUUAGCUGUGUCAGAUCUGCUGUUCACUAUUGGACUUCCAUUUUGGGCCUCGUACUAUGUCUGGGGUUGGAGAUUUGGAGAUGCUGGCUGUAAAGCUGUGAAGUUUCUCUUCUAUUUGGGCUUUUACAGCAGCGUGUUGUUCUUGACUCUAAUGACCGUUCAGCGUUACAUGGCAGUGGUUCAUCCUCUGUCCGACUGGGAGAGAUGCAGAGGGCUUUCUUUAUCUCCUUAUAUCGUUUGGAUCCUGAGUUUAACGGUUGCACUGCUCGGUUCACUUCAAAGUGAAGUCAUGAUAGAAUCUGGCAGCCUAUACUGUGAAUAUGGCAGCAUUAAAUGGAAAACUGGCAUUGCUUAUUUUCAAAAUGUUUUUUUCUUCAUUGGAUUUGUAAUCAUGGGUUACUGCUAUGGCAGAAUGCUUCGGACGAUCACAAAAUCACGGACUAAGAAGAAACACAAGACUGUUAGACUAAUAUUCUCCAUCGCAAUGGUGUUUUUUAUCGGUUGGGCUCCAUAUAACAUUGUCAUUUUCUUAAAAUCUUUGGCCAUCUCUCCAUUCACAGACUGUGAAAUAAGCAAAAGACUUGACUAUGCAUAUUAUGCUUGCCGAAUGAUAGCCUUCUCCCACUGUUGCUUGAACCCUGUAUUUUAUGUUUUUGUUGGUGUAAAAUUCAGGAAUCAUCUAAAAAUGAUUCUGCAGAAGCUCAUUCAAAAAAAAAAAAAACUCCAAGCCACACAGGCAAAAAUUCAGUCGCUGGGUUCAAUUUACUGAGAGAAAACUCAAGUACUUUUACCAAUUGCAGCGAACCAACUUAUUUGGAGUUUUAAAAUACUGUUUGAUUGAUGUACAUAGAGAUGCUGUUGCAAUUUUUUUAUUAUUAUUAUUGUUAAUAUGCUGGAAUUGAUUAUUACAACCUGAUCUGCUUGAUUAAAAUUCAAAUAAAGUGCCAUUUUGCAGGAGAAUUCCCCACUUUAU